ACCCGUUUUGGCAUUCCGGAGGAGGAGGACAAUCGGCGUCUCUUAAAGCAAUUAAAGGAGUGCAAGCAAUUAGCAAAUAAUUCUGUCCGAUUACAUGCAGCUAAAUGGGAGCAUCUGUUAAAUCUCAUUCCUGAUAAAUAUACUCAGGACACUUAACACUAAACUUACCUUGACUUCCCUAGUAGCUUCUUUGAAACUUAAUACUGUAACAGCAGUUAUCAAUCAAGCAAUUGAUCUAGAAGUCAAAGGCAAACUACUUGAUGAACCUGAGACAGUUACACAGCAUUACUCGGGUAACACUCAGCCAACGCCGAUGGAUUCUGAUUAUAUGUUCAGCUAUCACAACAAGCAGCAAUACCAGCGUUUCUCACAACAACCUCGUCAUUCUCAACAGAAGCAACUGAGAGCUUAUAACAAGCAUGGCAGUCCAAUUUGUGAUUAUUGUUGCGAUAAGCAUCGCACCAUGGAUCAUAAUAAAAGAAAACGAACUCAAUUUCAUAACAGCAACAAACAAUCAUCACACGGUCAUCAAAGACAAAACAAACACACACCACAUAUUAGGGAGAUGCAAUCACAGCCACAAGUGCAAGAUCAACAACAGAUAUCAUCAUCUUUUUCAGUUGAUAUCAGUCACUUUGCUACUGAUUUGCGUAAACUUCCUCGUAGUCCUGUUGCUAGUAACCAUAAUCCUAUUUCUCUUUUGUGGGAUACAGGUGCAGAUAUCAAUGGUAUUCAACGACAACUCUUUGAUACUAUGAAUGCAGUUCUAGAUGUUACAGAACGUGCUCCUUAUCGUGAUGUAAACAACCAAAUCAAGACUACUUGCGGUAUGGCAGUUACCCCUAUUUUGGGUUAGUCAAUCAAGGUGCAUGUUAUUGACGGUAUCAGUAGUCCUUUGAUUAUUGGUUGGAACACCAUCAGCAGUUUCAAGGGCAAAAUUGAUAAUGACUUAGGCAUUGUUACUUUACAUAUUGGAAAUCAAGUUAUCAUAAUACAUCUCGAUUCCAAGCAAGAAACCAAUAACAUUCAGACGUUGCAAUCUGAUCAAGAAAGUAUAACUAAAUUAGUUCUUGAAAAUUUUGAUAGUGUUAUUGCUAAAAAUUCAGAUAGGCCCUCAGUUACUCAUCUUAUAGAAUUCUCAAUUGACACUGGUAACCAUCCACCUGUUUACUGCAAACCUCGUAUUUUUCAUCCUG
This is a messenger RNA of Cokeromyces recurvatus, 1196 nucleotides long. RefSeq lists its product as uncharacterized. The record is from RefSeq and is a predicted model, not a curated record. Lineage: Eukaryota; Fungi; Mucoromycota; Mucoromycetes; Mucorales; Mucoraceae. The coding region runs from base 314 to 856 and encodes 180 amino acids. The transcript is spliced from 2 exons.